AUGUGGUCGCUUUCAAGUGCAGCGCAUGAGGGUUUCUUUCUCUUCCUCAGUCAAGGCUUGGAGAUGGUGAUCAUAACGGACGUGACUAAGAUUUCAAUUCCAACCAUUAACUUAACUUCCCAGGAUUGCGAGCGGUUUUUUUUGGCGAUGGGGAAGCAUGGAGAUGGCGGAGUGCGGUCUGAGCACAAGCAGGGUCGGACUAUCACUGGCCCAUCGCGGAGGAUUCGGCAUUUGCCCGGUGACCAAGUGAAUAAUAAGAAAAUCAUGGAGAUGGAUGACAGCAUCAGCGACGGGAAUGAGGAUUGGGGACGCAGGCGGAAACGCGAAUAUGCGAUCGAUCGUGCCUCGUAUCAUAUGUACAGUAUUUCUGCUCGAUCUGGAUUAUCCUGUACCAGAGGGUUGAAAUUGUCGAGACUGUUUGGUAGACCCACAAGCCUUAUCUGGCGUGACUGCUUCAAUUGUGCAGGGUGA
Aspergillus puulaauensis is the source of this 471-nucleotide messenger RNA. RefSeq lists its product as uncharacterized. Bases 1 to 471 code for a protein of 156 amino acids. The transcript has a single exon. Lineage: Eukaryota; Fungi; Ascomycota; Eurotiomycetes; Eurotiales; Aspergillaceae. The record is from RefSeq and is a predicted model, not a curated record.